GCCUGGAACUUGUGCUCUGCUGUCUUCAGGACGCGGGCCGGAACCUUGGCGCGGCGAUGUUGGUUUCCGGCGGGCGCCUUAGAGCGCUGAGCAGCUUUGGGCCCCAGGACCAUGCGAGGGCCCGAGCCGGGUCCCGAGCCCACGAUGGAGGGAGACGUGCUGGAUACGCUCGAGGCGCUGGGGUACAAGGGACCACUGUUAGAAGAGCAGAUCCUUACCAAGGCAGCAGAAAGUGGACUGUCUUCGCCUGAAUUUGCAGAGCUGUGUGUUUGGCUAGGCUCUCAAAUAAAGUCCUUAUGCAACUUGGAAGAAAGUAUCACUUCAGCUGGAAGAGAUGAUCUGGAAAGCUUCCAGCUUGAAAUAAGUGGUUUUUUAAAAGAAAUGGCCUGUCCGUAUUCUGUACUUGUAUCAGGAGAAAUUAAAGACCGUUUAAAAAACAAGGACGACUGUUUGAAACUUCUGUUAUUUUUAAGUACAGAACUUCAAGCUUUACAGAUAUUGCAGAACAAGAAACAUAAAAAAACUCAAUUAGAUGAAACUAGUGAAAUCUCUCAGGAAGUUCAAGCUGUGUGUGAUGCCCUUGGUGUACCCAAGUCAGCCACUUCUGACAUUGCACUUAUGCUAAACCAAGUGGAAUCAAAGGUAAAGGAUAUUCUCUCAAAAGUCCAGAAAAACCAUGUGGGUAAACCACUGCUGAAAACUGAUUUAAAUCCAGAACAAAUGGAACAAUUGGAAAAAAUCAAUGAUGCCCUUUGCUGUGAAUAUGAAUGCCGCCGGAGGAUGUUAAUGAAGCGAUUAGAUGUGACAGUGCAGUCCUUUGGGUGGUCCGAUAGAGCAAAGGUAAAAACAGAUGACAUAGCAAGGAUUUACCAGCCCAAGCGUUACGCUCUGUCACCCAAGACGACAGUCACUUUGGCGCACCUGCUCGCUGCUCGUGAAGAUCUGUCUAAGAUCAUUAGGACAAGCAGUGGGACCAGCCGUGAGAAGACCGCAUGUGCCAUCAAUAAGGUGCUGAUGGGAAGGGUACCUGACAGAGGAGGACGGCCGAAUGAAAUUGAACCACCACCACCUGAAAUGCCUCCUUGGCAAAAGAGACAAGAAGGCGGGGGGAGGGGUGGUUGGGGUGGUGGUGGAGGUGGUGGCAGAGGAGGUGGUGGGGGUGGAAGAGGUGGCUGGGGAGGUGGAGGAGGUGGAGGAGGUUGGGGAGGGGGUGGAGGUGGGGGAGGAGGAUGGGGAGGAGGAGGAGGUGGGGGAGGAGGAGGUAGAGGAGGCUUCCAAGGCAGGGGAGAUUAUGGUGGAAGAGGGGGCUAUGGUGGAAGAGGGGGCUAUGGUGGAAGGGGUUAUGGAGAUCCAUAUGGAGGAGGAGGAGGUGGUGGUGGUGGAUAUAGAAGAUACUAAAUUCAGAAAUCAGAUAGCAGGGCUCAGUUUUUUUAUUAGGCAUAGUAUUCUAAACAACUUGAAGAUCUGUUAAGUGAACACUCUUUUAGGCUCCCUAAGAGUAUCAUUCUUGAAUUUGGUUGAUAUGUAAGAACAUUGUUUUAUACUAUCAAUUCAUCUCUCCAAGUGGUCAUUUUUUCCGUAUUCUAUGUACCCUUGAGCAUGUUGUGUCUUUUUUAAAAAAAAACAGAAAGGAAAGAAAAAAUUUUUUAAUUGUAAAAAAUGGAAAGUAUUUUAUUGUCAUGAUUGAACGUAAACUGCUACCUGCAUUUUGUUCAGGUUUGACACAUGAAAGACUCCAUCUGUAAUGAAAAGGAAUAGAGAUUCUUGCCUCACCUGUAUUCCUGUGGGUGUGUUUUAUGACUGCUAAUUCUGUUUUACAAAACAGGGACCGAGACUGAUAAUUGUGUUUGAUAAGUGGUAGUUGUGAUUUGUUUUUUCUUUGAUGGGAUGAGAUGAUUCUUGUCACCUUUCGGUUCCAUUAACUGAAGCCCACGUCUGCCUUUUCUUCUAA
Molecule: messenger RNA, 1951 nt
Organism: Ochotona princeps (American pika)
Lineage: Eukaryota; Metazoa; Chordata; Mammalia; Lagomorpha; Ochotonidae
Gene: TSLIG3B
Product: family with sequence similarity 98 member B
Exons: 8
Coding region: 112-1398 (428 amino acids)
Cellular component (GO): tRNA-splicing ligase complex
Source: RefSeq, a predicted model, not a curated record